Messenger RNA from Gryllus bimaculatus (two-spotted cricket), 1636 nucleotides. The record is from the annotation of a GenBank genome assembly. NCBI's taxonomy places the organism in Eukaryota, Metazoa, Arthropoda, Insecta, Orthoptera, Gryllidae.
GGAGAAAGACCCUAGUUCCGACCUAGCAGUUUCAUGUUGAAUGCAUGUUUAAAACUGUGGGGUGACAUUUUAUAAGUUGGUUAUUUGUAAAAGUUGCAUUUUUGUGGAUUGGUAGCAUUGAAGGGGGCAGUUGGUAGCAGUUUUCUUGUCACGGGCUUACCAGGGCUUACGGAAAUCGGGGGACGGGAAACGGGAAGAUCACCUGGAGCACCAGGAGCACGUUGAUACUUUUACUCUCGUUUAUGUGGUUACAAAUUUAAUCAUCAUGAUUGACGUUCCAGUUUUUAUGGAUAUUUCUCCUGAUGCGCAGGCACAAGAACUGAGGUCCUAUUUAAAAUCUUUGGGUGCAGAAAUUUCACAAGAAAAGUCGCCAAAAGGUAUCGAAGACGACUUGCAUAAAAUUAUUGGCGUAUGUGAUGCUUGCUUCAAGGAGGGCGAUGAAAUUGUUAUUGAACGUGUUCUCAACAGUAUUGUAUCCAUUCUUGUUUUGAUACCAGUAGAAAGAGCUGAGAAUCCCAUCCUUGCUUUUUGUGAAAAGCUAACAAAAGCACCCAGAUAUGAACUUGGAAUGGUAGCCCUAAGAGUAGGUUGGCUGUUAUUCCAGUCUGUGGAUGAACAUUCACCUAUGAGAUAUCAUGUGUACUACCAUCUUCUUCAACUUGCCAAACAAGUGGAUUUUGUGCGAUUUGUUUAUAAAGACAUGGAACAUUUGCGAGCACAAUUUCAGGCCUGCCCCCCAUCGAAUGAGCAAAUGCAAAAGUUGUUGCGACUUCUUCAUGAAGUCUUGUUAGAGUGCAAGCAAGGAGAACAGGCUGCCAAAGUAAUGGUUGAGCUUUUGGGCACGUACACUGCAGAAAAUGCUUCUCAAGCUAGAGAUGAUGCCCAGCGUUGUAUUCUUGCUGCUUUGGCAGAUCCUAAUACUUUUCUCUUGGAUCCUCUUUUGGCAUUGAAACCAGUGCGUUUCCUUGAGGGGCAGCUGAUUCAUGACCUCUUAUCAAUUUUUGUGUCAGAAAAAUUGCAAAGCUAUCUCACCUUCUAUCAAAAUCAUAAAGAUUUUGUGCUUAAUUCUUUAGGUCUCAAUCACGAACAAAACAUGAAGAAAAUGAGGCUUCUGACUUUCAUGCAGCUUGCUGAGGGUGCUUCGGAAAUGAGCUUUGAUACUAUUCAAUCUGAGCUACAGCUUCCUGCUGAAGAAGUGGAGUCAUUCAUCAUUGAUGAAGAUUUGUAUCAGAACUCUCAAGUAGAUGUUGGUAAACAAUACGGAAGCUCUUCCCCUACUUCUUCAAGCAGGAGCCGCCCGUCUUGCGGGGAGCGAGGGGCACGGCAGAAGAGCUCACCUGUGGUCCCACAUCCACGUGGGCCGGAUCUUGAGGCAGUCCGCGUGCAGGCGGCGGCCGGCGCGGUAGGCGCCCGCCCAGAAGCCCAGGCAGUGGUCGCCGGGCGCCGGGGUGGGGCGGCCGCCGCGCUCCCAGCCGCCCGGCAGCGCCGGCCGACCCGCGCUCACGUUGGUGCGCGCGAAGCCGUCGGGGUGCUCGCCCGGCCACGCGCGCGCCAGCACGCCCGCCGCCCCGCGCCCUGCGCGCAACGCGGCCACGCCGCCUGCUUUUAUUUGAUUCUGGCCUUCUGGCGUGUAAGA